AUGUCGGGCGGAGGAGAGGUUCGAGUGCUCCGCCAAGAGCCCGGGCAAGAGAGCCCGAGGAUGCCGGCCUGGAAGCGCGAGAUCUUGGAGAGGAGGAAGGCGAAGGGCGGCGGGUCCGGAGGAGCCGCGGAGAAGCCCGGCGGCUCGCAGCGGGUUAACGGGGAGCUGACGGGGAAUGUGAACGGCAGCGGGGGACCCAAGAGGGACAGCGGACCGAGCGGCGGGUCCGGGCGGAGCUACACCAUCACCACCGCCAGUCAACACUUCGCGAACAACAAAGAGCCGACGGACGCGGAGAGGACGACACCGAGGGAGGGCGACGGACAGGAGAGCCUGGUGCUACAAGAAAGCCUGGGCCCCUUGGAGGAGAACCCUUUUAUUAAACUGGAGAAGGAGCGGAGGAGGCGACAGGACCGAGAAAACGCCGCUCGGCCGGUGCAGCACAUCCUGGAGCUGUAUGGCAGUGUACCCGGCAUACGGACUAUCCGCGCUGAGAAUAUCAUCAUAAUUGAGUCGGAUCCGGAUUAUUUCCCGGAAGCUGGAGGGGUUAAAACCGGGUCCAAAUGGCAGCAAAACGGUGUGAGUAGUUACAGCUCUCUGAACGACCUCCUGGACCGGAGAGGGAGUGCUGUGACUGAGAUAAGAGCCAAGGAGGUGGUAAUUUAUGACACCACGUUAAGCAAGAGUGAGGAGAACUUGAGCACCCUGGGCCGCCCUGACCAUGAGGCCCCAUCCUAUGAGACAGGUGAGGGGCAAGGCAGGGUUAGCCGGAUGCUGCAGAAGUUUGACAGCAACUAUGGGAAGCUGCAGAAGAAGUCCCACAGUACUGAGAACCUGCUGGAUCUGGAUUGUAGUGCCAGCAGCAGGCCGCGACUCUGGUCCAAGCCACAGCCAGAUCUGGUGCCAAAGGCCAAGCCGGGCCCGUCGGUCAGCAGCCAGCCAUCAUCGCCUGUCUUCCAGGGUUCCUUGUCUUCCAAACCAAAGCCACAGCCUGCUGUCUCUGAGCUGGGGAGCCCUCAGCAUUCUGCCGGGACCCCUCCGCCUGCCUUACGUCAGCGGUUUGAGGAGAGUGGAGGCCGUGGUGCUGCUGGAGGAGACGAGCCAGACAGGGGUCAAACCAAGCCUGUCCGAGAGAGAGACUGGGAGCUCUCAGAGGUUCCACCCAAACCUAAGGUGCCAUGCUCUCCAGAGACCCGUCGUGUCCGUGCCGAGUCCCCCUCAAGCCCCAUUUCAUUCAAAGUGUCUCGCUCCUCAUCGGACUUUGAGAUCCGCCCCUCCCCAAAGCCUGACCUCACCCGAAUUCCUGAUGGGGACACCCAAGCUCGAGCCCUGGCAAACUUGCGCCUGCAGUCCCGCAACUCCUUCACAGUGAUCCCCAAGCGACAUGGUGCUGCCUCACCUGCAACAGGCAGUCCAGCUGCCCCGUCCAGUCCUGUCAAGUCUUCCCCAUCCCACAGAGUGGCAGAGGUGUCCACGCCAGGAGUGCCAACCUCCCACACCCCUACGCCCACCUUAACAAAGAGGAAUGAGGAGAAACUAAAUAAGGAGAAGGAGGUGGUGAGGCUAUCCAAGCCUGAACCAUCCCCGUUGCCCCUAAGUCCUGCACCUCCGACCUCAGAACCCUUGUCUCCAUCUCCUGCCCCCUCCUCUCCGCCUGCUCUGUCCUCACCCCCUUCAUCCCCCUCAUUCUCUCCAGCUCCCUCAGACUCUCCUGCUCCUUCUUCCCCCUCCCCAGCUCCAGAGCAACCUCCCACAGAUCAGCUGCCAGUCACAAACAUAGAUGACAUCGAGGUUGAGCCUCAGCAGCGUGUCCCCGUUCCCAGCCCCAUGGUGCAGAGGCGAAAGGGGAACACCUUCACUGUGGUCCCUAAACGUAGGGCGGAGCCUGAGGGCCAGCCGGGCUCUCCUGAGCCGCAGCAGGAAACCUCAAGUGAGGCUCCACCGGGGUCAACGCCCCCGCAGGCCCCAUAUGCUCAGCUGGGUACCCUGCUGAAGAAACGCUACCCAGCUGUGGAGGAAAUCGAGGUCAUCGGUGGGUACCUGUCCCUCGCAAAGUCCUGCCUCUCCAAGACGGGAUCCACGGGCAAAAAGCUCAAGAUCUCAUUCAACGAGACGAGUCUCCACAGUACGUAUGAGUAUCCGUCGGAGAGCAGCGUCUGGGACAGCGGGGAGGAGGACGAGGAGGAGAAACGAGACGGGAAGGUGGCGGACGAACAGCCAAGCAUGGUGGGACGCAUCCACAUCCCUCGACCCAGUUUCAGCAGCUCGCCGACACACACGAACAACAGCAAUGACCUUUCCAGCUACAUUCCCAAACACUCUGUGGACUUCAGCGCCUGGCAAGAGCACAAACACGAUGACAGCAUUUACCAGGAGGACACCACUUCCCAACAGAACCAGAUGACAGAGGAAGUUAUGCUCACACCGGCAGACAGCUCCUCCCUGUCCGACUACAGCAGCGAGCCCGCUCUCUACUUCUGAUCACUCGGACCAAUCAGCUGUACAGUAGCAUCACACCUGUGGGACCAGCCUGCAGCCGGAGCCCAGCGACGUCCGUCACACCCGGGCCCGACUGCCUCCAGCUCUACACUCCAGUCGUCUCUAAGCACAUCUUCCCGAAUCACACGGGAAACAUAGUAUUUUGUUUGUUUUUUGGCUGAUUUCCUGCCACGGAGCCACCACACGCCACGUUCAUAUCAGAUCAGCUUUGUUUGCCAGGUUGGCCGGUGUACGAUUCCUACCUUCUUCUUGACCUGAAUCAAAAGCAGCUGGACUGUCUUUCUCCCAUAAUCCUGGACAGUUGAUCUGUCAGCCUCCACAAACAAAAAAAUCAGACCGAAUCAAAUCAAAAUCUAUCAAGGCGUCUGCCUUUCUCCCCACACUCUGGGAGAAGUCCUCUGGCUUUACGUCCCUCCUGUGAUCCUCUGCUUCCAACAACAUUUGCUUCAGGUUUUUGGGGAGAAGGAGCUGAAAGCGAGUGACCAAACUCCUUAAAAAAAAAGAACAGGAAGCCGCCAGUGCCCACGUGUAGGUAAAGCCACGGUGACAGAGUUCAGUGUUAUAGCAUGGAAACGUAGGACGUGGAGGACGCGUCUGCUUGUGUAAAUCGCUGGCACACUCAAACACAAAAAAAUGGUUAAAGGGUGCCACAAUUGUAGUUUUUUGUCUUUUAUUUUGAUUGUUUUUGUACCUGCAUGUUUUGAUUUCGGCCAACAGCUCGGUUGGUUGUUUUACUGUAAAGCUUCUGUAUGCCUUUUAGUUUUUGUACGUUUCCUGGCAAACUAUGCUGUAUCGAAGCUGCUGGGCGUUUAGAAGAGUCUUAACAGAGAGCAAACUUCAACACUCUUCCCUUCAUUGUGGGAGAAAAAAAUAUGCACCCCAGGGGAGAUUUCUGUCAGUCAGCAGCAAGAUUUUCUGAUCACACGCUUGAAAAAAGUGACCUUGGCCAAUAAUGUCUGUACGUCCGUAUUGCUGGUGACAAACAAAAACCAUCAUACUGUAGAAUGUUUCUGUAUAUUCUCUAUCAAUCUGUGUCACGUUUAUGAAAAGCUGUUUUUUUCUGGCUUCUCGUGUAUUUAUUCCUGCUUAAAGUUGAAGUUUGCAUGUCUGAGACCUGCUCAUGUACAAAAAAAACACAUUUUUGUAAAGACAAAUUUGCUCCUGUGGGGUGCAAACACCCUGCCGGACGUUUCUUUUUCUUUUUUCUCCACUCGGACCUCAUGUACUUUCACAUUCCACAGAAAAAGAAGCCGGUCCAUCGGAGUAAUGAAGGCAACGACGGUUAUGAUCACUCAUAAUAUGGCGUGUUUGUGAGAGCGAAUGCAAGAUUGUGUGUGUGAAAGAAUAUGUAAUUUUUUUAAUUAAGUUUUAUAAACAAGAAUGCACCAGAUGAUUUUUUUUAAAACUCAUAAUGCCAAGUGAUUAAAGUGUUGCUGUAACGGCCUCACAUUCAUUCUUUACACGACCCUUCGGCCAGUAUUGUUGUACAGUUUCCACCAUAUUUUCAUGAGGUUUCUUUCUGACUGUCAUUUCUUUAAGUUCUCCGAUCUGAUUUGUUCAGUCCAGGUUGCUGUUAGGAGACGUUUCGUCUUUGUCUUAUGAAUUUAGGAGUUUCGUCUGGAGUCUUGGAUGUUUAAUGUCUUUGCACUGUCUUGCUUUUAGCUUUGUUUUGCACCUCAUGAGAAGGAACAGAGGAGGCGACAGGAUAUGUGCUCUUAAAAGAACACGAAGUUGAAGAGUUUUGUUUCGAAACAAUAUUGACAUCUGUUGUUAUCCAAACAUUGAUUGUAUGUCAGAUACAGGAGACGUGGAAGAACUUUUUAGCCCUUGGUUGGCUGAAUAACACUUUUUAGACCACAACAAUUGAUUUUUUUUAAUCAAAAUGACUGAAUAGCAUUUUUGAAAUAAAACUCUUCAAGUGUACAUGAUGAAUGCACUGCCGAUGAAUGCCAUGUCCGCUUUUUGUACUCGGUUUGCCACAGCCUUGCAUCAAAAGUCUUACGAUUGUCGGCCUUGUCGCUGUGACCACGAACCCAGGUGUAGUUUUCCACACAGGUCCAAGGCUUCACCUUUGGUCAGAAAUCAUCUCAAAAAACCUCUAAAACUCUUUUUUUGUUUGUUUUUAUUGGCCAGUUAACCUGAUGAGCCACACACAUGUUUUAUUGCUGUUUUUCAAACUGUGCUACUGUGGUUUUAUUCGUUUUUUCAACCAUUCCAGGUGUCGACUGGUUUCCAGUCAGUUUCACAUGGUAUGAAACUCUGCAUCUAAUCUGAAUUUAGAAGGAACACAGCUCAUAUGUCACAUUUUAUGGGCUUUUAUUCUGAAUUUCCUCAUCUGAAUGUCCUGAUAUGAACAGUGACGCUCUGAGGUGGUGCACCGUCAUUUUGAGAUCAGAUUGGUCCUCUGAAAUGAUGCUUACUAAAACGUUUGAUUUGUGUAAAGUCCUAUUAUUGUUAAGUUGGUGAGGACUCAGUCAUCCGGGUCGUGGUAAUUCUCGGUGCUGUAUCGUGGGCGAUUGGACUUGCUUGAGUCGUUGAGGUCAAACGUGGGCUCUGUGUGUGAAGGUCGUUAGGAUCAUUAGGGUCACAUGUGAGUCGUUGACCCACGUGGCCAUCAUGUGGGUCGUUAGGGUUGCAUGGGUCAGGGUGUGAAUCCAUUUGGGGAGAAAACUCAGGACUGCAUUGUAGGCGGGUGACUUAAGGCGAAAUCUUGAUAUUGAAAUUUCUCAGUCAAGAAUUGGCAAAAUUUUAAUUUAAAACAUCUCAUUUAAAAAAAAGAAGAUAAACAUGAUCAUGAAUCUGAAGAGGAGUUCCUGACUCUGUACCCAGCGCUUUAGACACAUUGUAGUCAGUGUUGUUGUUUUAUAUGCAGCUGUAUAACUGGCAGUGCAGACUUUAAAAAAAUGAAUCUGCACUUAAACUGCUUCAUCAUACAGUAUCAGGAUGUAGGGUAACGGUAAUGCAGCCGGCCAGAAUCAGUGCAGACUUGUUGUUCACUAUGACGGAUUACACAACUCACGAGUCCCUCCAGGAUUUCGUGGCUCUUUUUGGAGGUGGAUUGUUGAGGCCUUAAAUGCCUGAUAACAUGGCAGCUUUUCUAAAAGGAAAAUGGCAAUGCAGGCGCUUUUCUGCAUGAAAUUAGAGCAAGUGGAAAAAAAAGCAAAAAUUGUUGCCUUUUUGUGUGAAAAUUUAAAAAAAAAAAACUAAGGAAACUCAUUACAGUGAAAAUGAAAUUGUGUUGUUCCAAGAUUGUAAUUUUUGAUUGCAUUAAUGAUGCACGCGUAAUAGAUCUGGAUUCAGCAGCUUCUGUCAUGACUUGUCUUGUCUGUUGUCAACGCAUUUAAGCCGUUCUCUGGGGCUGUUUUGCGAUAUAAAAUUGUUUGUAGACGAUUUGUUUGCUUUCGUGCAGAGCAUUAGGGGAUGGCCUUGCCUGGUGUUGAUCGGUAACUUUUGU
This is a messenger RNA of Plectropomus leopardus (leopard coralgrouper), 5953 nucleotides long. RefSeq names its product taperin (gene tprn). Lineage: Eukaryota; Metazoa; Chordata; Actinopteri; Perciformes; Serranidae. Gene Ontology annotation, molecular function: phosphatase binding. The record is from RefSeq and is a predicted model, not a curated record.